Pelecanus crispus (Dalmatian pelican) is the source of this 1224-nucleotide messenger RNA. Its product is annotated as heterochromatin-associated protein MENT. Gene Ontology annotation, biological process: negative regulation of endopeptidase activity. Gene Ontology annotation, molecular function: serine-type endopeptidase inhibitor activity. The record is from RefSeq and is a predicted model, not a curated record. Lineage: Eukaryota; Metazoa; Chordata; Aves; Pelecaniformes; Pelecanidae.
AUGGAGUCUCUCUCAGUGUCAACCAACAGCUUCACUCUGGACCUUUACAAAAAGCUGAAUGAAACUUCCGAAGGCCAAAACACUUUCUUUUCUCCUUGGAGUAUUGCAACUGCUCUCGCCAUGGUCUACCUGGGUGCAAAAGGUGACACUGCAACCCAGAUGGCUGAGGUUCUUCAUUUUAACCAGACUGCAGGAGAAGAAGGUUCAUCUGAGACAACAAGGCCUUCUCCGGGGACACCAAAGAAAAGGAAGAUGGAUCCUGAGCACAAGCAAGCUGAAAACAUCCACUCUGGCUUCAAAGAGCUCCUGUGUGCCAUCAACAAACCCAGAAGCACCUACUUGCUGAAGAGCGCCAACCGACUGUAUGAGGAAAAGACCUACCCGUUACUGCCUAAAUUCUUACAGCUCAUUACAAGCUAUUACAAUGCGAAGCCAGAAGCUGUAAACUUUAAGACAGCUGCAGAACAAGCCAGAGCACUGAUCAAUUCGUGGGUUGAAAAUGAAACUGAGAGGAAAAUCCAGGAUCUGCUGCCUGCAGGAUCUCUCAGUUCUCACACUGUAUUGGUCUUAGUAAAUGCCAUUUAUUUCAAAGGAAAGUGGGAAAAGAAAUUUCUGGAGAAAAAUACUUCUGAGAUGCCCUUCAGACUGAGCAAGACCAAGACUAAACCAGUACAGAUGAUGUUUCUGAGAGAUACAUUUUUGAUCCUCCAUGAAACAACCAUGAAAUUCAAAAUCAUUGAGCUGCCAUAUGUGGAAAAUGAACUCAGCAUGUUCAUUCUCCUACCAGAUGACAUCAAUGAUAACACUACUGGUCUGGAGCUGGUGGAAAGAGAGCUAACAUAUGAGAAAUUGGCUGAAUGGACCAAAUCAGCCAGUAUGAUGAAAGCAGAAGUGGACCUGUACCUGCCCAAAUUGAAGCUGGAAGAGAAUUAUGACCUUAAACCCACUUUGAGCAGCAUGGGGAUACAAAAUGCUUUUGACCCAGUUCAGGCUGAUUUUACAGGGAUGUCAGUGAAGAAGGAUCUUUUCAUCUCAAAAGUUAUUCACAAAGCUUUUGUGGAGGUCAAUGAAGAAGGCACUGAGGCAACAGCUGCCACAGGCGUCCUGGUGCUGAGAUCAAAAGCACCAACAAUGACUUUUAAAGCUGACCACCCUUUUCUCUUCUUCAUCAGACACAACAAAUCACAAACCAUCCUCUUCUUUGGCAGACUCUGCUCACCCUAG